Messenger RNA from Trichomycterus rosablanca, 5290 nucleotides. It is a transcript of the gene slc27a4, whose product is annotated as solute carrier family 27 member 4. Lineage: Eukaryota; Metazoa; Chordata; Actinopteri; Siluriformes; Trichomycteridae. Gene Ontology annotation, cellular component: endoplasmic reticulum membrane; plasma membrane; microvillus. Gene Ontology annotation, molecular function: long-chain fatty acid-CoA ligase activity; long-chain fatty acid transmembrane transporter activity. The record is from RefSeq and is a predicted model, not a curated record. The coding region runs from base 127 to 2058 and encodes 643 amino acids. The transcript is spliced from 13 exons. Gene Ontology annotation, biological process: response to nutrient; medium-chain fatty acid transport; long-chain fatty acid import into cell.
CUGUGUUGUUAUUCGGUAUAGAAGCGAAAUAAAGCGACAGUCGUGAGGCGACGGGAGGUUUGUGUCUAUAAUCUGAUCAAGGUGUGAGAGGUGCUUCUGAUAUCACACUGCGGAUACACAGCCAGGAUGUUGCGUCUGGGAUGCUCGACUGCGCUGCUCUUCGGGCUCAGGCUGGUCCUGGGUUUGCCCUGGUUACAGGCCCUUCCUGCCGCCUUCAUCUUUUUCCUGGGCACAGGGGGGUGGAACUCCCUGCGUGUGUUCGCGAGGACUAUCGGCCGUGAUUUACAUGCAGCUGUUGUGCUCCUAAAAGUAAAACUCAACGUGAAGCGACACUUACGCGAGCGUAACACCGUGCCUAGAAUCUUCGCCGAGACGGUGCAGAAGUACGGUGAUAAAACGGCACUAAUCUUUGAAGGCACCGGCGAGAGGUGGAGCUUUAAGCAGCUGGACGAGUAUUCGAACCGCGUGGCCAACCUGCUGUGGGAGCGAGGCUUCAGGGAGGGCGAUGUGGUGGCCCUGUUCAUGGAGAACCGCUCGCAGUACGUGGGGCUGUGGCUGGGCAUGGCUAAGAUCGGUGUGGAGGCGGCUCUCAUCAACUUUAACCUGCGCCUAGAUGCCCUGGUGCACUGUGUUAACAUCUCCAACGCCAAAGCCGUCGUGUUCGGGAGUGAGCUGACGGAGGCAAUGUGUGAGAUACACAGCUCUAUGGGGAAGACAGUGAAGCUCUUCUGUUCAGGUGACUGGGAUCCUAAACGUGUACCCAAUGGAACCGAGUGCCUAGAGCCACUUCUAGAUGCUGCGCCCACUUACAAGCCCAGACCACCUCAGCGCGGCUUUACUGAUCGUCUAUUUUAUAUUUACACAUCUGGAACUACCGGCAUGCCGAAAGCUGCCAUUGUUGUGCACAGCAGGUACUACCGUAUGGCUGCUCUUGUGUACUACGGUUUCAGGAUGAGGUCAGAGGACGUGCUGUACGACUGUCUUCCACUUUACCACUCGGCAGGCAACAUUGUGGGAGUUGGACAAUGUCUGAUUCAUGGCAUGACGGUCGUCAUCAAGAAGAAGUUUUCAGCAUCCAAAUUUUGGGAAGACUGUAUCAAAUACAACUGCACGAUUGUGCAGUACAUCGGUGAGAUCUGUCGGUACCUGCUGAACCAGCCGGUGCGGGCUGUUGAGAAGCAGCACCAGGUUCGCAUGGCACUAGGCAAUGGCCUGCGUCAGUCCAUCUGGGUGGAGUUCAUGCAGCGCUUUAACAUUCCUCAGAUCGCUGAAUUCUAUGGAGCCACCGAGUGUAACUGCAGCCUGGGCAACUUCGACAACAAGAUUGGUGCAUGUGGCUUUAACAGUCGAAUCCUGCCCUUCGUUUACCCCAUCCGGCUGGUCAGAGUGAAUGAGGAGACCAUGGAGCUCAUCAGAGGACCCGAUGGAGUGUGCAUACCAUGUGGUCCAGGUGAGCCCGGGCAGCUGGUCGGCCGGAUUAUUCAGAACGACCCCCUAAGGCGCUUCGACGGCUAUGUCAGCGAGACAGCCACCAGUAAAAAGAUUGCCCAAGAUGUCUUCAAAAAAGGAGAUUGUGCCUACCUGUCAGGAGAUGUGCUGGUGAUGGAUGAGAAUGGCCAUAUGUUUUUCAGGGACCGUACAGGAGACACUUUCCGCUGGAAGGGGGAGAACGUCUCGACCACCGAGGUGGAGGGCACGCUGAGCCGCCUGCUGGACAUGAAGGACGUGGUGGUGUAUGGUGUUGAGGUGCCAGGCGCAGAAGGGAAGGCUGGCAUGGCAGCCAUCGCGGACCCAGACCACACUACCAAUCUGGAGAAGUUCAGCAGGGAGCUGGAUAAGGCGCUGCCCCCUUAUGCCCGACCCGUGUUCCUGCGCUUUCUGCCUGAGGUUAACAAGACAGGAACUUUCAAGUUCCAGAAGACGGAGCUGCGUUGCGAGGGCUUCGACCCGAAUGUGGUGUCAGAUAAGCUCUACUUUCUGGACUGCACUAAGGGGUGCUAUGUACAGCUAAAUGCAGAAUUGCACCGUAGCAUUGUCUCGGGAAAACAAAAACUGUGAGAGACUAAUGCUAUAGGCUUCACCCAGUUUCUCAUCGAAACCCCCCAGUAACGUUCAACACCAGCCCCUCGUUACCUCAGCGACCAUUGUGAGGGGCAGUACGAGCACGUUUAUGUUACCCACCUGGUUUAUCCAUUCACAAACAGCAAGGGGCAUCGGACAUCUGAGUACAAUUAUUUAAGACGUUAAGAGUAAAGGGAAUUAAAAAUGCUAGAAAAUCAAGUUAAGGCACAAGGUGUAAGAACAUCUGUCAAACAGUGAAGCUGGUCCUCCGCCUAAUCUGCACAAUACCAGUUGGUCUAAAGAAGACGAUAUUGUAUGAAAUCAAAAUCAAGGGUGGUCUUGAACAUACCCUGGAGUUCUACCUUUGUUUAGAAGGAAAAUCCAAAUCUACAGGGAUAAAUGUGCAAUAUCAGUCCAGCCCUGCAGAGCAACAGACAGGCAUAUAAAGACUCGGUCAAUGCUAUUUAUUAAAAUCUAAACCUGCACCAAAAAUAUUUAUGCUAAGGAAUAUCUAUGAAUUGUUAAGCAUCAAAAAUGCUGUCAGAUUGCCUCAGCUGGGCCUGGCUAAUUCUUUUGACCUGUAGAUGGCAACCUUCUUGAUUCUCUCUUGUAUUGUUUCCUAUGUGUAACCGAUUGUCAGCGUACGGACCGACACAUGGACACGGUAUAUGGUAGCACUGUGCAGAUUGGGCUCGAAGAGUUGUUUUUUCUUUCAUUUGACAUGCUUUGAGGCGCACCAAAUUUCUGCCAGAUCUUUUUGGCUCGCUUUGCAUGGAGACUCAAGAGGAUCGCAGAGCUUUAGCGCUGGAAAAGUUCCACAUCAUUGCAGCACAUCUUCAUGACACAAAUUUCAGACUCGAAGAAAGAAACACGCAAGAAGAAGAGCAGGAACGGGAUGACACUUCACCGCUCUGUUAUUUUGGGUUCCUAGUGCAGCAGCAUGAAAGAACUGAACAGACGGAGCACUGUGCCUUACCGUGAGCUCAGCACUGGGUCUUACAGGCCCUGUCCAAAUUCAAAUCCCUUUUAAUCUUGUAGUCUGACUUUCUAUUCUCUGUUGCACCCUUUCUUAAGCUCCCUCAGCUUUCAUCCACCCUGUCAUACAGUAAUAUUUAGCUGCAGCUUCACAGACUUCAAAUAUCAAGCUCUAGGCUGGGCAAAAAAGCCCCUAAUUGUCCAUUAGACCCACCUACAGCAUCAGCCAUUGUUAGAUGGCAUUACCUGACUGUCCACUAACUAUGUGGAUAUCUUGGCUAAGAAACUUUAAAACACCAAAUUGUAUUAACAAGUUUACAAGCAGUGUUGUAAUUCAUGUAAUUACAGCCACUUUUAAUGAAAUAUAUUUACUUUAACAUUCACAUUUCCAAAGCACUGCAACAUUCCAGCAUUUACACACAACUCUGGCCACCCUGAGACCCGGGGCCCAGCGUAGAGCUUUUUCCUGUCAAGUUGCAGCUACAUGUUAAUUCUCUGAUAUCCAAAAUCCGCAUCAAAACCUGAAAUCACAACAGUCUGUUGUUCUGUAGAGACCGAAGCAGUGUAACGAGUUCCACUUUUAUCCUGAAUGACGACAUGUUAAUUUAUUUCUAGCGAUGUGUGUGUGUGCACGUUUUUGUGAGUCUGUAUGACGACGUGGUAGUCUGAGUCACUGUUUAGUUCACUGCCAGCACCCCUGUUUAACACAUACAAAGGGAAACAAAUGACCAUGCUAAUUUUAAUGCUAACUGAGCAGGAGGUUGAACUUGAUGCUGCUUUUCACACUUUGAUUCCGUUAGCAGUGGUAUUGAUUAACGUUAUUGGGUAUGUUCAAAAAGUGCAGCUAUGGGUUCUAGUGUUCUUUUGGUAGGUUUUUUGGGUAAUUUUAUUUAUUUUUGAACUGUGAUUUGUUUUGAAUAGUAAUAUGUUGAUCUUUAUUUCUCUUCCAUCCAACAAUCAGUUUUUUUCCAUACUCCAGCGUGUGUACGUGUGCUUGCACAUGUUUGUUUGGCAGUCCUAUGAAAGCAAGGAAACUUUGCUGAGGUUUGUCCUGUCUAAAUGUCCCAGUUCCAGAGGCUUCUGUUAAUUCAAGUGCAGACACACACUUGCAGGCAAUAAUUCAUGCACAACACCAAUCCUAUAUUCAUCAGAUUAGAAUUCAUACAACAUUUUGGUGAUAUUGAUAAAGUUAUGAACAUUAUUCAGUUUGAUCGGACUAGUGACCCAUAAUCAAUGUCUUCUGAGGAUCUUAUUUUGGAACAGUUUAAAGAUAGUAAAAUGGACUAUUUUACUAAUGCAUUUCUAAGUAAAUUCUUUUAAAUAAAAAUGCUACUGGUACAUUAUUUGUGUUAGAAAUACAGUAAAAUUUUAUAAUUUGAUUAAAAAUCCCUGAAACAUCCUAAGUUCAGACUUUAAGUCAUGAACACAGCACAAUAGGCAAUACUUUAAUGUAUACUGACUUGCUACUCAAAACACAACAAAGGUUGUGCAGUUUGACUGAAACUGCAAAAAUGCUGUUUUCCCCAUGUGUUACAAUACCCAAAAGUUGUUUACCGCAGCUUUAAAUGUUUAAAAAGCCUUAAUUUGACUGUAUAUGAAAUGUGGUAAAAGAUAAGUGUGUUUUUGUGGUAUGAAAGUUGUUUUUAAAGAUGGAACAUUUUAAUAUUAUUGCAUGAACACAAAACAAUUCCAACUGCAAGUCUAAUGCUUUUAGGGUGUGUGUGUGAAUCAAGUGUGUGUCUGCUCUUUAUAUAUAACAGUAUUUCCCAGCUAUUAAGUCCAAAAUGGGCAUUUUGUUGUCGCUCAAUCGCAGCUCUGAACAUCUUAACUCAGGUGAGAGUAUAAACAAGGGCUGGAAAAAACCCUGGUGGUUUGUGGGAAAUACUGCUGUAUUGUACAUGUGGGCCAGUGAAGGGUAGGAAAAACAUGAUGAAGCUUUUUUUUAUGUCCUGCAGAGGGUAGUGUGUGUGUGUGUGUGUGUGUGUGUGCGCCCUCGACCAAACUCUAGUAGUACGCUUUAUUCCAUAAACACUGUUCUUAACUUAUGACUGAUGUUUAAGAAUGUGCUUAAUGUUUGAAUUUUAAGUUGAUUGUUUUUAGCUUUGAUGUGUAUUUGUUUUUAUAGCUUUUUCAAUAUACAAGCCAUGAAGGACCAAGCAGGGGCUGAAAGUCAUGAGCUAAUUUGAAGGUUCAAGAUAAUUGAAAUGAAUUCAGUGUAGUUUUAAAUAAACGUGACUUUAACGUUUACAUAUUC